Molecule: messenger RNA, 2017 nt
Organism: Rhinolophus ferrumequinum (greater horseshoe bat)
Lineage: Eukaryota; Metazoa; Chordata; Mammalia; Chiroptera; Rhinolophidae
Exons: 3
Coding region: 173-916 (247 amino acids)
Source: RefSeq, a predicted model, not a curated record
UGGAAAGACUGCGGGAUGUGAAGGCAGGUCAAGGACUAGGAGGAGCCGGCAAGACCGCAGAGAGGGAGGAGGAAACCUGGCGCGGAUCCCCGCCCUCUGGAUCCAGCGGAGAGGGGGUCCAGCGUGUCCCUCCGGGCGCCGUGUGCGCCACGUGCCGCGCGCGGUUCAGGAGAUGGACCCGGGAGGCGGUGCUCGCCGGCAGCGGGGAGAGGACCCGGACGACGUGCGCCAGGGAGUGCUUGGCUGUGCUGUGGUGAGAGCAUCAGUCCGCCGUCCCUCCUCAUCUCUAAGGGCACCUGGUCCCCUCAUUGUUCCCGAGCACAGCAUGAGGGUCACCCUGCAGGAGUGGCCUGGGGCAAAGGGACAGCGGUGCCGGCGCCUACCCGGAGUCAACCUGCUCUCUCGUCCAGGAUGGCGGCGCCGGUCCGGGUUUAUGGGUCCGAUCUGCCCUCGCCAGGUACCCCAGCCAGGCGCUGCUGCCCUGCCUCGGUCCCGCCCUUACGCAGAUGUGGUAUUGGCGAAGUAUAAGAGGCAGAAACCACCGACGGCUGACGAUGCCAGGCAAGGCCCCGGAGGAAGGAAGCCGAGCCAGGCCCUCCAGGGCCAGAUUGUAUGCCCACAGACUGGAUGCCAGGGUGAAGGAGAAGGUAGAGCUAAAAAUGACGCCUGCACUGCUGGCCUGAAAGCCUGGAAGACUGCUAGAAGCUGGAACUUUGCAAGGAAACUGAGUGGCCGGAGGGGUUUGGUCGGUAGAAGCAGCGGGGUAAGGGUGAGUGCCCCUGUCCCACACUCCAGCCUGAGACGCUCACCAGGCCUGAAUGGAGCAGACACAAAGCCAGGGUUCUGGUCCUGCCCAGAUGGCCAGAAGUCUGACAUGGCGGUUUCUGUCUGUAAGAGAGAGAGGCAUGUUGGAUGACCUCUUGGGGCCCUGUGGCUUCAGGCCACCUGAUGCCCUUACUGAAGUCUGGAUGGCUGAGCUCUCUGUCCAAGAGGGACCAGUAGAGGCCAGAGCAGUAAGUGUGUGGAGGCUCCUGGAGGUGGCUGCUGUGAAUGUAAUUCCUAGAUGGGAAAGGGAGCUGUGAUGCUGUGACUUAUAAUGGGAAACACGUAUUUGGCCUCCCUCCUUGUUCCUGGCACAGAGCUCCAAAAACCCUUGGAAUUUCCAAAGUGAAAGGUAUCUUUUGUUAUGUCAAUGAGAUGACUUUUGAACCCCAGGUAAGGUGGGGGCCGGCUGCCAGGAGAACCAACCUUGUGAUUUCAACUUUCAGUCUCACCCACUGACCUCCCUGGAGGAGGGGGCUGGAGGUUGAACCAAUCAUCGAUGAUCAAUGAGUUCAUCAAUCAUGCCUGAUUUCAUCAAUCGUGCAAUGAAGCCUCCAUAGACACCCAAAAGGAUGGGGUUCUGAGAGCUUCUGGGUUGGUGGACAUGUGGAGAUUCUGGAAGAGUGGUGAUGCACUCAGAGAGAGCAUGGAAGCUGCAGGCCCUUUCCCCAUACCUGCCCUGUGUGUCUCUUCCAUCGGCUGUUCCUGAGUCAUAUCCUUUAUAUUAAACUGGUGAUCUAGUAAGUAACAUGUUUCUCUGAGUUCUGUGAGUCACUCUAGAAAAUUAACCAAACCCAAGAAAGGGGUCAUUGGAACCUCCUGUCGGUCAGAAGCACAGGUGACAGCUGGACUUGGAGAAUUGCUUGGUGGUGGGAAAAACCCACACGUGGGAAUUGGGACAAAGAAUCAGAGAAGCAGGCUUUUCUGAGUUCACCAUUUUAUAUAGUUUUAACCUCUAACUCAUGAAAAUGUUCUACAUAUUCAAAAAGUAAAGUUAAACUGAAAAAGAGAAAAAUGCAAUAGGAAUAGAAAAAAUGCACCUCGUUAUAUAUCUGAUCAAUACCAUGCACACUUUAACUUUGGAUCCAGUGUCCAUUAAUGGAACAUUUUCUAAGUCUGGAAAGAACUGCCCAGAAAUCGUGACCUUUGCUAAGUCUUGUGGAAGAAGUGGUUUGGUGGUAUAUUUCUGAAAGGA